This is a messenger RNA of Ictalurus punctatus (channel catfish), 4420 nucleotides long. RefSeq names its product DDHD domain containing 1b (gene ddhd1b). The record is from RefSeq and is a predicted model, not a curated record. Bases 379 to 2688 code for a protein of 769 amino acids. Gene Ontology annotation, cellular component: cytoplasm. Gene Ontology annotation, molecular function: metal ion binding; glycerophospholipase activity. The transcript is spliced from 13 exons. Lineage: Eukaryota; Metazoa; Chordata; Actinopteri; Siluriformes; Ictaluridae.
ACCGGUCACCAGCAGGUGUCUUCAAUCACACAUGAGAACCCCUACAGUACCCCUGCUCACUCCCCCGACCCUGAGCGCGCGCUCUCGUUACCGGGGAGUGUGGAGUAGACGCGCGCGCUCUGUGUGCAGAUGCGGAUGUGUGCAGUCGGUGUGUCAGUGUCAGUGUUAGUGCAGCAGAAUGAAACACACCCCGAGUUACAGGCGCGUGCAGGUGAACAGGUGGAGUACAGAGAUGGAAAGGGUUUGAUUUAAGCGCAGUGAGAUGCGGCGCUGAGGAUUAAAUCGGUGCGUCGCUGCGGGGUGUGUGUGUGUGUUUGUGUGUGAGUGUGAGUGUGUUGAACUGAGUCUGUGCAGCUUUCAGUCGGUAAAACUGCACCCAUGAGUGAUUUUACAGACGCACCGGGGAGUCAUUUCCGCGCCUCGGACUGGGCGGUGAGUGAUGCGCGCGCGGACAUGAUGGACACACACGGUAUGUUGUUAGGCCUAGCUGAGGAUGCUGCCUACUCGGACCCGGACUAUCUGGACCCGAACUACACAGACAGCGAGGUACCGACGGCGAGACCGCGCCCGAGCACGCGCAGCCGGUCCGGAGAGGUGACGGAGCUCGAGGCGCAGGAAGUGCGCUGGUUCUACAGAGAGGACAAGAGGAACUGGAAGCCCUUCGUGGGACACGACUCUCUAAAGAUCGAGCUGGCGCACCGGACACUGUGCGCGCUGAUGGAUGCGCGUGAGGGCGUGUUUGAGCCGGAGGACAGUGUGUGUGAGUGUGAGUGUGUGUGUGAGGACGUGGGUGUGGAGGCGGUGUGUGUGCGCGGAGGACUGUACGAGGUGGAUGUGAAGGAGAAGGAGUGUUAUCCGGUCUACUGGAACCAGCAGGAGCGUAUCCCGGUGAUGAGAGCGCAGUGGUUUACAGACGGCACGUGGCUCCCGCUGGACGAGGAGGACGGAGACCUGAUAGAGCUGGAGCAUUUAGCAAAAUUUAGGGGAUAUCGAAUCGAAGAUUCCCUCGAAACUGAGGGAGUGAGCACAUCGCCUGAGAGCAAGGAGGUGAUGCACAGUGUGAAGUUGAGUCGCAGUCAUGUAGACUGGCACAGCGUGGAUGAAGUUUAUCUGUACAGCGACGCCACAACGUCUAAAAUCGCUCGAACCGUCACACAGAAACUCGGAUUCUCCAAGGCCUCCAGUAGUGGGACACGUCUCCAUCGUGGUUAUGUGGAGGAGGCGGCUCUGGAAGACACGCCCCCUGCCGCCACCCACAUUGUGUUUGUGGUGCAUGGGAUUGGUCAGAAAAUGGACCAGGGGCGGAUCAUCAGGAACACCAGCAUGAUGCGCGAUGCAGCGAGGAAAAUGGCGGAGAAGCAUUUCUCAGAGCGGACGACGGAGCACGUGGAGUUCCUGCCUGUGGAGUGGAGAUCGAAGCUCUCUCUGGACGGAGACACGGUGGACUCGAUCACGCCUGAUAAAGUGCGAGGACUGAGAGACAUGUUGAACAGCAGCGCUAUGGACAUCAUGUACUACACCAGUCCACUGUACAGGGACGAGAUAACGCGAGGUCUGACCUCAGAGCUGAAUCGUCUCUACACACUGUUCUGUUCCCGUAACCCCGAGUUCGAGGAGAAGGGCCGAGUGUCUAUCGUCUCGCACUCGCUCGGCUGCGUCAUCACCUACGACAUCAUCACUGGCUGGGACCCCGUCUGCUUACAUCAUCAGGAAGUGCCGGUCGCCGUGGAGACGGACCCUCUGUGGAGCAGCAGCCAUGAAGAGAGACUGGUGGAGGAGCUUCAGCGCACACGCAUAAGGUUAAGGGAUUUGGAAGAUCAGUUUCAGAGCCUGAAGUCCUCGAGGAAUUCUCCAGCAUUAAAAUUCAAGGUGGAGAACUUCUUCUGCAUGGGUUCUCCGCUGUCAGUGUUCUUGGCUCUGCGUGGGGUUCGUCCCAGUUCCUGCAGAACUCAGAACCACAUCCUGCCACGCUCCAUCUGUACCAGACUCUUCAACAUCUUCCACCCCACAGACCCGGUGGCGUACAGACUGGAGCCUCUGAUCCUGAAACACUACAGUAACAUCGCUCCUGUGCAGAUAAACUGGUACAACACCAGCAGCCCCACCCCGUAUGAUGACAUACGGCCAGUGUUUCUGACACCGCUGAAGGAGGGAGUGUAUCUGUCAGAGGGGGAAAACACACCGAGUCCCUGUACAUCUCCCCCUCAGCAGCGCAGAAUGGGAGAGUCCAUCACCAACCUGGGGAGGGCUAGCAUCAUGGGAGCGGCGAGCAUCGGAAAAGGUAUUGGUGGAAUCCUGUUUUCCCGUUUCUCCCGUUCGGCUGGGCAGGGGGGCGGAGCUGAAGAGGAGCCAAUCAACUCAGAGGUGGGGCCAUUUGAGACAGAGGGUGGGGCUAUCGGAGAUGAGGGCGGGGCUACAGAAGUAGAAGACAAGAUGGAGGAGAAGACAGAGAGAGAGAAUGGCAUACCCCAGUCCACGUCCACCAUCAUGGACAACUCUACACUCUUGGAGCUGGAUCGGCGUAUUGACUUUGAGCUGAGGGAGGGGCUGGUGGAGAGCCGCUAUUGGUCAGCGGUGACCUCACACUCGGGCUAUUGGUGCUCAUACGACGUGGCUCUGUUUCUGCUGACGUUCAUGUACGGAGAGGAUACCACGCACGGAGAAGAGGAGGACACUGCUGAGUCAUAACACUAACACACACACACACACACACACACACACACACGCGGCGUGUGUUGAUGUUACGUUCCUGUUCUUACAUUCAGCUACAGUUUAUGAAUCUCACCUGCUAGGAUCAGUCGCUCAUUUAGCUAGUGCACGAUCCGCUACAGCACUGUUUACAAUCGGAGCUGUGUUUGUAGCUAAGCUAACACGCUAGCAAGUGAUUGUGAAUAAACAAAUCUGCACAUCAGUUUAACAUUUGAUCUCAGUCUAUGAUAUUAUUACAGUCUUGUAGUUAAGAUGAAUAGCUGCUGCCAGGUACAGGGUUUAAACAUAAACAAACUUCAGCUUUUUUCUUGCGGCAUGUUCAUGACCCAGCGGAUUUACAUUUAGCCACGCCCACAAAACUCCAUAAAAGGCCGAGAGAGCUGAAAAUGACAAAAUGGUGACUAAGGGUAAGUUCACACUACACGACUUGCUCUGUUGCAGUCGGGAGUCGUGAAGUUAUUGUGGUGUUCACACUGUGAUUGCUCGGAGACAGGAGGUCACACACUACACCAUCUGACGACGACUCUAACACCCGAAGACUCUAUCUGGUCUACAAGCGACGUUUUAUCACGAAAACACACGUGAGCAGUGACACGGAUAUAUGCCGUGAAAACCACACGUGAAACAGGAGUUAUUAUUUGAAGAUGGACGUAGGACAGAAACGUGCGGUGUGAGCUGUUUGAUUUGUGCUGAAGAAACGCCAAGCAGGAAAAGAGAAAGAAAGUGUGUGAGAGAAUGGAUGAGUGCACGCGGGCAGCGGGGAUUGUGGGAUUGUGUGUGGAGGUGAGGAAAAAUGUUUAAUAAUGACAAGCCUGUUUCUCAGAAGGAAGGUUUCGCGUGUUUCACUUCCUUGCGGUGACAUCACCCCAUGCCUUGCUCUCUCAUUGGCUGUAACUCAUCGCCGCAGUCACUGCCAGUGACGACACUUUUCACACCACGGGAUGUGGAGUCACCCGACAGCUCCUGAUAUUUAGCAUGCCAAAUAUCUGUGUGGCGUCGGCGAGCCUCAGCGAUGCAUUGUUGAGUAGUUCAUAAAUAACAAUCGACUGCUGAUUGGCGAGCGCCAAUUCCAUACCGAGUUUCUGAUCAAAGGGUUUUUGUCGGAGAGCUCGGCGACUUUUAAAUCAGGCUUAGAACUAGGCUUAAACAGUGAAGGAGUGCCUCCUGAGCGUAACGUGUUAAAUCUUCCAGUGAUGCAGCUCAGCCACUGCAGCGCAUGAGUUACUAUAGACGCACACUACCUCCUCCUGCUUUUAUAGGGUGCCAUUACUUUUGUCCUCAUUGAAAGGCUGGUUUAAUUUGUUUUGGACUCGGGUCAUUAAGCUUUUCAGCACCACAGUUCUUGUGUAAAAGCUCCUGAGAGCGAUUUACGAAAUAAAUUCACUCCUGUACAGAGCGAGAGAACGAGGCCAGUGUUACACAUUUAUUUAUAUAAAAUAAUUAGAGCGUUAUAUCCGAGUGGUGCAGUCACAUGAUUCUGUAACAGAGCUGAUCGUUUUAAUGUUUACAGUCAGAUAUACUGCGAAGAGAACGGAAACCUUACUGAAUGUUAACUGUUCAAAAUGUAAAACAUGUUCUAAUAUCUAUACAUGUUCUGUACCAGGGCCUGGUUUUACCAGUGUUCCGUUACAGACACUGUUCAUUGGCUGAAAUCACUCACAUGACCACUUACACUAACGAUGACAUCAUUGGGGUGACCCCCCCCCCCACC